AUGAUAAAUAUUUUUUUAACAUUUCCUAUCAGAUUAUGGGAUAAUUGGCAAAUUUAUAUUAAAAAUUAUAAAUUUAUAAUUGAAUUUUGAUUUUUAUAUAAUACUACUUUUUCAGAAAUAAUUAAAUUUAUAAGUUUAAAUUUAAUUAAUGAAUUAAAUAUUAUUAAAAAUUUUAAAAUUAGUAAUACAAAAAAUAAAGCUUUUAGUAGUUAUAGUAAUAAAAAAUUACGUCAACAAAAAGGAUCAGGAAAAGCGAGAAUAGGAUCUAAAAAAUCUGUAUUACAAAAAGGAGGUUCAGUUGCUUUUGGUUUAAAUUUAAAACGUUACUUUAAUCCAUUAAUUAAAAAAACAUUAUUUUUAAUUUUGAAAUAUUUAUGUUUAAAUAAACGAACUAAUAUAUAUAUUAUAAAUAUAAAUACUUUUAAUAAAUAUUCAGUUAAUUUUAAAGAUUAUUUAAAAUUACAAGUACAAUUAAAUGGAAUUUUAAUACAUAAACUUUUAUGUUUAAAUUUAACUAAAAACAAUUUAGUAUAUUUUAAAUUUACAAAACAAGGUAAACAAAUUAAUUUUUUAAAAAGUAAUAAACUUACUUGUUUAAAAUUACUUUCUUUUAAAUAUAUAUUUAUUUUUAUUUAA
Messenger RNA from Toxoplasma gondii ME49, 636 nucleotides. Lineage: Eukaryota; Apicomplexa; Conoidasida; Eucoccidiorida; Sarcocystidae. The record is from the annotation of a RefSeq genome assembly.